Onychomys torridus (southern grasshopper mouse) is the source of this 2134-nucleotide messenger RNA. Its product is annotated as cytochrome c-type heme lyase. Bases 176 to 994 code for a protein of 272 amino acids. Gene Ontology annotation, biological process: cytochrome c-heme linkage. Lineage: Eukaryota; Metazoa; Chordata; Mammalia; Rodentia; Cricetidae. The transcript is spliced from 7 exons. Gene Ontology annotation, molecular function: holocytochrome-c synthase activity. The record is from RefSeq and is a predicted model, not a curated record. Gene Ontology annotation, cellular component: mitochondrion.
AAAGGAAAUUAAGGGCGCAGGAGAACGUGGGCUGUGACCCGAGCGUUCACGGUGACCCGCUGUGAGGAAAAGCAGCGUCCCUUGGCGAUUCGACGCGGGCCCGGCCGCCCGGGACAGUCUGAGGGGAGAGUCAGUUGGAAAUUGUAGCUUGGGAGUCAUCCCUGUGAUUCCAGCCAUGGGUUCCUCAGCAUCUACUCCCACUGCUGCAGUAAACCCCUCAAAUGCUUCAGAUCUUCAGCAAUCUUCACCGCCUUCACAAUGCCCGAUGCAUGAAGGGAAAAAGAAAGGCUGUCCAGCAAGUGCAAUGGCAUCUGAUCCAACCACUGAGAGCAAAGGAUACUCUGUGCCUGCCCACCAAGAUCGGGCCUAUGAGUACGUGGAAUGCCCUGUUACUGGUGCUACAGCUAAGAAUAAGGAGAACCUUGAUCCUUCAAACCUGAUGCCACCACCUAAUCAGACCCCAUCUCCAGAUCAACCAUUUGCUUUGUCUACCUCAAGAGAAGAGUCAUCUAUUCCAAGAGCAGACUCUGAGAAAAAGUGGGUUUACCCUUCUGAACAGAUGUUCUGGAAUGCCAUGCUACGGAAAGGGUGGAAGUGGAAGGAUGAUGAUAUUAGUCAGAAAGAUAUGUAUAAUAUCAUUAGAAUCCACAAUCAAAAUAAUGAGCAAGCUUGGAAGGAGAUUUUGAAGUGGGAAGCCCUUCAUGCUCAUGAGUGUCCUUGUGGCCCAUCAUUGGUCCGAUUUGGAGGCAAAGCCAAAGAAUAUUCACCAAGGGCAAGAAUUCGUUCCUGGAUGGGGUAUGAGUUGCCUUUCGACAGACAUGACUGGAUCAUCAACCGUUGUGGCACAGAAGUUAGGUAUGUGAUUGAUUACUAUGAUGGCGGCGAGGUCAACAAGGACUACCAGUUCACUGUCCUGGACGUGCGUCCUGCCUUCGAUUCAUUCUCAGCAGUAUGGGACAGAAUGAAGGUUGCUUGGUGGCGCUGGACUUCGUAACCACUGUUUUGUUUGUUAGGAAAAACUGAAACUAUUUUUUUUUUUCUGAGAAGGAUGUUAAACUUUUCCCCAAACUAAAUGCACUCAUAGUGUCACCAUGGGACUUUCCAAGUGUGUAAUCAAACUUGAUCUUUCAUGCAAAGAUGACAUGCUCCAUUAAAUUUUGAGUCACAUUUUCCAUUACAGUUGAUAGGUCAUUUAAUUUUUUUCCCAUUUGGUGUAAGUGGGAAGUAAUCCCUUAGUUUUCCCAUUAAUUGCAGUAUUUUGUGUUAUUUUCUAUUAAACAGUCUGUAAAAGGAGCUUUUAAAAGAGCAUAGAAAACUUCUCCUUACUGUUUUCUUGGGAGUAUUUGAAAGUGUGAUGCAUUUACCUGCCAAAUAUUUUAACUAUAUUCAUUAUAAAAAGAAGCACUUAACUCUUGUUUUAAAAGUAAGCAAUAUUCUUAAAUCCCUACAGUCUAAGUAGCAACCCUGAACAAAAUGCAAAUAUAUAUAUUGAAUGUACUCGGCAAGACUAAUAAUACAUGUCCAGGUGUACUUUUCAGACUUGACCUUGAUAGAAGGUUCAACUCGUUUAUAUGCAAAUUUCAAAAUACUUUGCUUCUCAUUCCUGUUCUAAUAUGUGACUAUUAAUGAAAAGCUGGUCUCACUGUCCUGGAAAAUUGACAGAUUAUUUUAAGUUAUCACAUCCCAGGAGUGAUCUUCCUACCAGGAGUUUUUCCACAGUAGCCUAAUGUAAACGUUGAAAGCCUGGCUCCAGUUAGAGGGCCAGCAGUAUCCCUUUGAAAAAUAACUUUAUAUUGGCUAAUUGUUAGAAUUCACAAGAUGUGUUUUUUUCCUCAGAUGUGGAAUGUUUGCAUCAAUUCACCAUCCAUUUUACGUUUAUUUUAAACAAGCACUAAGUUUGUUGCUAAAACUGGUUGUUUUAAUUUUAAUUAUAGUAGCAUGUUAGAAAUAACUUUUUUCUUAAGUGUUGAUACAGGGAAAAUCUUUAAUUUAUCCUAAAUACUGUAUUGUUAAGUUAGUGGAUGGAGUUGGUGUCUUUGAGUUACUAAUUUGAUGUAGAUUUCUUUGUUGUAUGAUGCUUCAAAAUUCCAACAUUUAAAAAAUUUGUAUUUUUAAAAUAAAGCUGACAGUAAAA